Molecule: messenger RNA, 757 nt
Organism: Xenopus laevis (African clawed frog)
Lineage: Eukaryota; Metazoa; Chordata; Amphibia; Anura; Pipidae
Gene: s100a11.L
Product: S100 calcium binding protein A11 L homeolog
Cellular component (GO): cytoplasm
Molecular function (GO): calcium-dependent protein binding; calcium ion binding
Source: RefSeq, marked provisional
CCAGCACCAGCCCUCCUGCACCUCCAGCACCAUGGCCCAGAUGCGCACUACCUCCCCGUCGGAAAUGGAGCGCAACAUGGAGAAGAUCAUCGUCAUUUUCCAGCGUUUUGCGGGGAAGGACGGCUGCGCCGACACCAUGACGUACCAGGAGUUUGAGGACUUCAUGAAAUCCGAGCUCUGCUCUUUCUCCUGUAACCAGAAGAAUAAGGACGUCCUGAAGCAAAUGAUGAAGUCCGUUGAUGGGGGGAUGGACAAGAAACCAGACGAUAAGUUGGACUUCCAGGAAUUCCUCAAUCUGAUUGGUGGGAUGAUGGUGGGCUGCCAUGCUGCUCUGUGUAAGCUCCCCGAGGGCUACAAGCCCAACCCCUCUAACAAGAAGCCCACGGACAUGGAGUCGUCCAUGGAGAACAUCAUUCGCAUUUUUCAGAAGUACGCAGGCAAGGGCGGGGACAAGUACCAAAUGGACUACAAGGAGUUCGAGAGUUUCAUGAAGACGGAGCUGAAAACUUUCACCGAGGGCCAGAAGGACCCCAAUAUUGUGCAGAACCUGAUGAAGCAGAUGGACGGCUCGGUGGAUGACAAGAAGGACGGACAGAUCAACUUCCAGGAGUUCAUGAACCUGGUGGGGGGCAUCAUGGUGUCGUGUCAGGAGGCGAUGCUGAGGAGCACUCACCCCAAGAAACCCUGAGUGACCCCUCAACUUCUCAUGUCAUUUGUUCUCUGACCAUUUCUUGUAAUAAAGUCUCCAAACCCACAA